UCAUUUAAAAAGGUUAGUCGGAUCAGAAAAGAUGACAAACCGUAUGCCAGUUCAGCAAAAAGUUCACAAAGAUAUUUUCAAAGUUUUUUGGUAAACCCCACUCUUUCCUCUCUCAUUCCAGCCCUAAAUAGAAACAUCUUUCAGACAUAUCAUCCCAGCUAAGCUAUCCCUUCUUCUUCUUCUUCUUCUUCUUGUUUCCAUUUCAAAACAAAAGAUCUAAAUAAUAUUACAAACAAGAUAAUGAGCCGAGAGUCUCGUCCAUGCGAUUACUGUAAUCAGCGAAGUGCCAUACUUUACUGCCGAGCUGAUUCAGCUAAACUCUGUUUAUUUUGUGACCAACUUGUUCAUUCAGCUAACGCACUUUCCAAGAAACAUCUUCGUUCACAGAUCUGUGAUAACUGUGGUUCUGAACCUGUUUCUAUCCGUUGUGCUACCGACAACCUCGUACUCUGUCAAGAAUGUGAUUGGGAUGCACAUGGUACUUGUGUGGUCUCUGAUGCACAUGAUCGUAACCCUGUUGAAGGUUUUUCCGGUUGUCCUUCUGUUUAUGAACUUGCUUCAGCUUGGGGUUUAGAUAUUGAUGCCAAGAAACCAACACAGUUGCAGUUAGAUUCAAAUCAUGCCACGUGGAAUGGUUUGUUAGAGUAUAAUUAUGUUGCUCCUUCUCCUUGUACUAUGUUGUUGCAAGAUUUAAUGGUACCUAGUGCUAAUAAUAAUAGUAAUUGUGGGAUUUAUAAUGAUGGCUCUGUCGUUGGUAGAAAACAAAAUCAAAAUCCAACUUGUGGGAAGCAGAAACAAGUGAUAUUGAAACAGUUAAUUGAGUUAUUUAAGAGAGAUGGGUGUGGUGGUGGAGUGGAAGAUUUGGAUCCAAAGACACCUAAUGGGAGUAGUGAUAAUUGGCAAGGAAAUAAUGUUAGUCAUGUGGUUGUGGGUGGUGUUAGUGAGGAGCAACAGCUGAAAAAUGUGCCAUUUACGUCGUUGAUUAGGCCGAAAGAGAGUGAUCAAAUGGUGGAAAGGAACAUUUUGUGGAGCGGAAAUUCCUAUGAUCAAAACACUCAGAUAUGGGAUUUUAAUCUGGGGCAGUUGAGGAGCCAUGGACAGUCGAGCUCAGUAGAAGCAGACUACAGUGAGAGCGACAUGGCGUACAUGAUGAAAAGCUAUGGUGAACUCAUAAAAGGAACAGCAUUAGCAACUUCAAAAGGAUUAGGAUUCUCAGCCAUUAACUGCUCCGUUGCCCAUGACGAUAUGACAGCCUUCAGUAAUAAUUCAAAUAACCGAGCGGCAAGCCAGGGGCCAGCGACAUCUGAGAGCAACAAUUUACCAAGAAUAAAGACUUCAUCUGACUUGGGUUAUGUUAAGCCAAAAUGCUGUGGUGUAUCUACAGAUCUGAACUUUAUGGACCAAAGCAUUGUUGUGGCAGGUGAAAACACCGGUGCGGAAACACUCCAGGCUGAUAUGGAGCUUCUGGCAAAGAAUAGAGGAAAUGCAAUGCAACGUUAUAAGGAGAAAAAGAAAACACGAAGAUAUGAUAAGCACAUUCGAUAUGAAUCAAGGAAGGCAAGAGCUGAUACUAGAAAGCGAGUCAAGGGUCGUUUUGUCAAGGCUACUACUGAAGCUCCAGAUGGCUGAAUACCUGUUGAAUGACCGAGGAUAAGGAUCUGUUUUGUCUCUGUAUGUAUAUAUUUCUUAGUCUACCUAAUAUUUGUAACCUUAGGUUUGCUGUGAUGCAAUAUGUCGCACCAAUUGUUAGUUAAUAUUAUAGUCACGCUUUGUGCUUCUGCGUGUAUAUCAAGUGCUUGGAUGUACAACCUUGAUCAUCAGGUUGUGGCUAGAUCCUUCACCGGGGAGCCAGCCUUUUCAGGCAAGUCUUGGAAGUGAAAUCUUGGCUAAUUUGUCCAAGCAUUAAAUGGAUCUAUAAUACGAAUCCACCGGGAGUGGGUCGUCUAGAUAACCUCGUUGAGAGAUAUCCAGAGAAUCAAUUCACUCUCCCUCUGGCAAUACUUAGAUGCUUGAGAUCUUUUUUAGUGACAUGAUCCAUUCUUUCGUGAUCUGAGUGAUUACAUUCUUGUUUGUUUCACCUGGAGCUGGGGAAAGUCAAGGAGAAUUCUUGCUGAGCUAAGCUGAUGAUAAGCACGACGUUAAAAUCCCUUUAGCACCUGUUAAUUGCCCUCUUCUUUCCUCCUCCAUUUCUGGAAAGCUGAUGUUUAGAUUUAACUUACAAGAUGGUUUAUGGAUAUACUGAUAAGUUGAUGGUGGUGGUAUCAA
Messenger RNA from Lycium barbarum (goji berry), 2265 nucleotides. RefSeq names its product zinc finger protein CONSTANS-LIKE 13-like. Lineage: Eukaryota; Viridiplantae; Streptophyta; Magnoliopsida; Solanales; Solanaceae. The transcript has 4 exons. Bases 241 to 1629 code for a protein of 462 amino acids. The record is from RefSeq and is a predicted model, not a curated record. Gene Ontology annotation, molecular function: zinc ion binding; protein binding.